This is a messenger RNA of Morus notabilis, 777 nucleotides long. RefSeq names its product ankyrin repeat-containing protein BDA1. The record is from RefSeq and is a predicted model, not a curated record. Gene Ontology annotation, molecular function: protein binding. Lineage: Eukaryota; Viridiplantae; Streptophyta; Magnoliopsida; Rosales; Moraceae. Bases 1 to 777 code for a protein of 258 amino acids. The transcript is spliced from 2 exons.
AUGGAUGCUAAGUUGAUAGCGGCUUCCCUCGAAGGCAAAAUCGAUGACUUCUAUGACUUAAUUCGAGAGUGUCCCAAUAUUCUCGAAGAAGUCGAUAAGAUGUUGGUUGAUAACCCCAUGCACCUUGCGGCAAUCAAUGGUCACACCCAUUUCGCCGUGGAGAUGAUGAGGCUAAAUCCGUCAUUCGCGAAGAGGUUAAACCCGGACGGGUUUAGUCCCCUCCAACUCGCUUUACAAAACGACCGCAUCCAAACAGUGCUUCGGCUGCUUGCAAUGGACCGAGACCUGGUUCGUGUACAAGGAAGAGAAGAUAUGUCUCCUCUGCAUUACGUAGCCAAACAUGGUAAUAAUCAACUCUUGUCUGCUUCCCUAUCUACAUGUCCAGCAGCCUUGGAGGACGUGACAAUUCGCAACCAAACUGCUUUGCAUGUUGCUCUGGACAAUGAUAAUGUUGAUUGUGUUGAAAUCAUUCUGAAAUGUUACGAGAGAUUUCCCCAAUCUAGAUGGGAAAAGAUGCACCUAAAUUGGAAAGACGACAAUGGAAACACCCCGCUGCAUAUUGCCACCGCCAGGAAGCAAACCCAAGUUGUGAGGGCAUUGAUAGAUCGUCAAGUUGACAUAAAUGCGAUAAACUUAGCAGGUUUAACAGCCUUGGCUAUCUCAGAGCAGCCAGAUGAGGAUGGAAAUGAAGAAAUCAGUAGUAUGCUACGUAGUGCCGGUGCAUGUGCUGAGAUUGUGCUUACAAUAGUGAAUACCAUUGAGCCUUCCGUCAGGUGA